Rhizophagus irregularis DAOM 181602=DAOM 197198 is the source of this 504-nucleotide messenger RNA. RefSeq lists its product as uncharacterized. Gene Ontology annotation, biological process: DNA-templated transcription; transcription-coupled nucleotide-excision repair; transcription initiation at RNA polymerase II promoter. The record is from RefSeq and is a predicted model, not a curated record. Gene Ontology annotation, cellular component: RNA polymerase II, core complex. Lineage: Eukaryota; Fungi; Glomeromycota; Glomeromycetes; Glomerales; Glomeraceae. Gene Ontology annotation, molecular function: nucleic acid binding; DNA-directed RNA polymerase activity; zinc ion binding.
UUGUUAUACCCAAGAGAAGACAAAGAAGCUCAUAAAUUAUUUUAUGCUUGCCGUAAUUGUAUUCACCAAGAAGAAACCGAUAACAAAUGUGUUUAUAGAAAUGAGCUUAUGAAUGCGUCUAGUGAAGUCACUACAAUUAUUCGAGACAUAGCUUGCGAUCCCACACUGCCACGCACGGAAAAAGAAUGUCCAGAAUGUGGUUAUAUAGAAGCAGUAUUUUUUGAACAACAAUCACGUCGUUCAGGUCGUUCAGAUACCAAAAUGGUAUUAUAUUAUGCCUGUGCUAAUGCUGAAUGUGGUUUUAGAUGGACUGACUAUAGUGAUAAUAAGCCAAAACAACCAGCACCACAAGAUGAGGAGAGCAUACCUGAAGGAUAUACCGAAGAUGAAAAUUAUAUGAAUGAUAUAUAUGGUACUCAAGGACUAGAUAACACAUUUCAAGGUAUCAAAAAUUUUUUCAACAUUCUCCUCACUAAAUAUAUAAAAUUAAAUUUUUUAUUAUAA